AGAGGAGAAAAAAGAAUAAGUGCAAUUGUAACCCGAAGACAAUGGACCUAUUUAUACUAAAACGAUCCUACACAUCUUUGGUAUACAUUCGAUGUGAGACAACAGUUAAUCAAAAUCUAACAAUUAGUCCAUGCCAUGUCAUGACACUACAAUUCCAUUUACAUCAUUGUUUGGCAAGUCAAAUGCACAUUUCUUGUGUGUUUUUAUAUAUACUAGUAUCCACCGUAUUGGACACGGGUUUAAGAAAAAAUAAAGUGAAAUUGAUCUUAAUCUAUUUUUUUUCGCUCGGAUCAUACCUAUUUGUACCGAAUUCACUCAAAUGUGUUAGUUAUUAUCCCAAAAGGAAAAAUGUUCUGAAAAAUGAAUUAAUCUCUAAAAAAAUUAAAUCACACGUCUCAAAUAAGAAUGCCAAUAAUUUUGAAAUAAUACCAUAUCAUGAUGAUAAGGGCCUCAAUGGUCGGCACAAACAGCGAUCCAAGGCAAGCACUCCCCAAAUUAUUAGAAAGAGCCCUCUGGAAGCAGAAUUGGGUGCUCGACUGCAUGCCCCUCAGGUAAUAAAGCGCAAUCACCCUACUAAUGGUCAAAUUAGCCACAUUCCUCAUAACCUCGGCCGUCCAAGCCAGGCUCAAGACCAACGCCAGUAUAAUCAAUGGGGGAACAUAAAAACUCAAAGCUCCAAUCACAGCCAAGAUCCAGAAGGAAAUCCACAGGAACCCUGCCCCGAGCAUCAAGUAAGUGGGAUGGUUUAUGUCCGAGAAUUUGGAAACAGGGUCGAGGGCCUUGAUGAAGACCUUAGAGCAGAAGCUUGUCCUUUCUGGAAACAGACGAGGAGAAUGCCAGCGGCCAGGGUGAAGAAAAAGGAGCUCCAGAUUAUGAAGUGGACCAUGAAUUUGGGCCACACGCGGACUGCCUUCUGCCAGGCGAAGGCGAGUGUUAUGCUGAGGAGGGAUGCAGCUUCAACCUGGGGCAGGAAGUAUUGGAGGACCCUUUGUUCUCGACUCCGGGCCCGGCCCUGCCCGAUCAGGACCUCAACGCCCUUAAAUAUCAAGAACCCGAUGAGCCCGACUGCCAAAACCGUGUGGAGGAUGAAUACGAAGAGGGAGAUCUUGUUUGUGUAUGAUCUUGAGUUGAGUGUGGCCACUGAUGGCUGGAUAUUUAGAUAUAAUAAUCAAAGAACCAAAAACCCCGGCGGCGCUUGGCGAAAGACUCUAGAUUUUGCUGGUGAUGUAACUGGCUACACCUCUCCUAAAGAAUGGAUUUCUUUGGGAGUAAAAUUUCUUCUCCACGCGCCGGCUGAGGUGGUGGUGGCAUCACGCUCCAAUAGCAGUGGAGCUUA
Striga hermonthica is the source of this 1336-nucleotide messenger RNA. The record is from the annotation of a GenBank genome assembly. Lineage: Eukaryota; Viridiplantae; Streptophyta; Magnoliopsida; Lamiales; Orobanchaceae.